Molecule: messenger RNA, 2421 nt
Organism: Rhodamnia argentea
Lineage: Eukaryota; Viridiplantae; Streptophyta; Magnoliopsida; Myrtales; Myrtaceae
Product: probable rhamnogalacturonate lyase C
Biological process (GO): carbohydrate metabolic process
Molecular function (GO): carbohydrate binding; catalytic activity
Source: RefSeq, a predicted model, not a curated record
GUGUAGUUUCCUAGGAGUGCCUUGUUUAUUAAAGAAGCAUCUGCAAUGUGAUCCGGAACUUUGAAGUUCUUUCUUUCGUGUCGCGAAACUAAGUCCAUAGUAACCAAACGACCAGCUGUAUUUAUCCUGAACCGGUUGAUCCAUCUGAGAUAAAGCAUUAGACCUCACGGCGUGACUGUACUUUUCUGCAUAGAGAACCUGGGCAUAAGCUCUCUGAUCUGGUCAUGGCGAAGAAAAAAGCGAGCUGGACCACAAAAGGGAUUUAUGUCAUAAUGGACAAUGGGCUGGUGAAACUCACCAUUUCGAAGCCUCAAGGUUACUUGACUGGCGUAGAGUAUGGAGGGAUGGACAACCUCUUGGACAUCAAGUCGAACGAAUCGGGCAGAGGAUAUUGGGACGCCAAUUGGACUUUGCCAGGGGGCGGAGACAGAUACCAACUGAUCAGAGGGGGAGAGCAUAGUGUUAUUCAUCAAAGCAAUGACCUGGUGGAGGUCUCCUUCAGGAGCACUUAUAAUCCGUCGACUCCGGGCAUGACGCUGCCUCUGAGUGUUGACACAAGGCACAUUGUCAGAACUGGUGUUUCGGGAUUUUCCUGCUAUGCAGUAUACGAGCGCCCGCAAGGAUGCCAUGCCUUUGACCUCGCUCAGAUAAGGAUGGUGUUUAAAUUGCGACAAGAGAAGUUUCACUACAUGGCAAUUACAGACGAAAAGCAAAGGGUAAUGCCUGUGCCGGAGGAACUACUUCCUGGCAGAGGCAAACAGCUGAUUUUGCCCGAAUCUGUUUUGCUGAAUCUCGUUAAUCCAGACCUCAAAGGCGAAGUGGAUGACAAGUAUCAGUACUCAAUGGACAAUAAGGACGGUGGACUUCAUGGAUGGAUAAGUUCAGGUCCUGUCAUCGGGUUUUGGGUCAUUAUCCCAAGUUACGAGUUCCGCAAUGGCGGCCCAACAAAGCAAAAUCUCACCGUUCAUACCGGUCCAUUCUGCCUAGCAAUGUGUCAUGGAACCCAUUAUAUAGGAGAUGAUAUCCUAGCUCAUUUUGGAGAGGGAGAGACAUGGAGCAAGGUCUUUGGCCCGUUCUUCGUGUACCUGAAUUCGACUAAUAAAGCAUCAAAUGCGCACAACUUAUGGUCAGAUGCAAAAAAAUAGAGGGAGAUCGAGGUAGCAUCACGGCCAUAUGAUUUUGUCUCAUCGCCAUAUUAUCUAACAGCUAGCGAGCGCGGUUCAGCAUCGGGAAGACUCUUUGUCUGGGACAGCUAUCUUGUCCUCUGCAGGUAUAUAUCCAGUGCUCUAAUUCCUGCUAAAAGUGCAUAUAUUGGUCUAUCGGUGACGAGGACUGAAGGAGCGUGGCAAACUGAGAGCAAAUCUUAUCAGUUCUGGGUUCAAACAGACUCCAGUGGAAGUUUCACCAUAAGGAACACAAUCCCAGGAGUCUAUGGACUCCAUGGGUGGGUUGCUAGUAUCAUCGACGACUACCUCGAGAAAACAUUGGUUAUCAUUACCACAGAUUCAGAGACACAGCUUGGGAAUUUGACAUUUGUUCCGCUUAGAGAUGGUCUGACCUUGUGGGAGAUCGGGUAUCCUGAUCGAACGGCGAUUGACUAUUUUGUCCCCGAUGUUAAUCCGAUGUAUGUCAACAAGUUAUUUCUGAACAGUCCUGAAAAGUUCAGACAGUAUGGCUUGUGGGACAGGUAUACUGACAGAUACCCUGAAUCCGAUCAAGUUUUCACAGUAGGAGUCAGCGAUCCAAGGAAAGACUGGUUUUUUGCCCAUGUUGACAGGAGAGGACCAGAUAAGUAUCUUCCCACAACAUGGACUAUCAAUUUAAAUCUCAACUCAGUGGCAGGAGGAACCUACAAGCUCAGGCUGGCCAUUGCAUCAGCCACUCGCUCUGAUCUUCAGGUUCAUAUCAACUCUAUGGAUCAAGAACAUUUGGUGUUCCACGUGAUGAAUUUGGGAACAGAUAACGCAGUUUGCCGACAUGGUAUCCAUGGAUUAUACCGGCUUUUCAACUUUGACAUUUCUUCAUCAUUGUUGCUAAAGGGAGACAAUGCCAUGUAUCUCACGCAAGCCAGAGGAGGCGAUGCGCUUUGCGGAAUCCUUUAUGACUUUAUAUGCCUUGAAGCGCCAGCCACUGAUUAGGGUGAGUUUAAGCAGCUACCAAACUUGCUGCUGACUGACAUCUCAAUCACCAUGUGUGACAACCUAUUGCGGAGAAGAGAUGAAGAAUACGUUGCUAGGCAAAGAAAACCACGAAAUUCUCUGAUAAAAGUAGAUUCCCGCCAUUAGCCAAUCAUUUAUUGCACAUUUCCUGUUUUAUAUUUCAUUUUCAGAAGCACAUUUGGCUGCUUUCCGUUUACAGAGUAUUGUACAAGACUUGGUCAUCGCUUGUCUAUCACCCCUCAAUUUCUCUUGUGAUUUGACU